UACAGCAUCCUUGUGUUUGCUCGUCCUCUCAACAAGGCAAGAUGAUGAAGGUUCAGGUCACCUCCAGAGAAAUCAUCAAACCAGCAUCUCCAACUCCCCAUCACCUAAGCAGGUUCAAGCUCACCUUACUGGACCAGUUACAACCUCCAGCAUAUACACCUAUACUACUGUUCUACACCAGCAAAGAAGGCUAUAACAUUGAAACUGUUGAAAAAACUCAACAGCUAAAGAAAUCUCUAUCGAAGACCUUGACCCGCUAUUAUCCAUUUGCUGGGAGGAUUAAAGAAGACAGUUCUAUAGUUGAAUGUAACGAUGAGGGUAUCGAAUUUUCUGAGGCCCGAGUUGAUGGUCAGCUAUCGGAGUUCCUCGAACAACCCUAUGUUGAAGUACUGAAUCAAAUGGUUCCAUGCAAUUACCUCUUCCCUAAGUCCGGCAGGGACGUCCUCCUAGCUGUCCAAGUCAACUUAUUCAACUGUGGUGGAAUGGCCAUUGGUGUGUGCAUUUUUCACAAGGUUGCCGAUGGGAUUGCGAUGGCCACGUUCAUCAAUGGGUGGGCCAGCCAAUCGCAUGGCAAUAGUGACACCACAGGUCCUGACAUCCAGUCUUCUACAUUUUUCCCGACUGAAGGGCCUGAGCCAUCAUUUGCUUUUGUCACAAACGAGAAUGUUGUGACAAAGAGGUUUGUGUUUGACGCAUCUAAGAUUGCCGCCCUAAGGGAUAGGCCGUCCAUUGAUUUGCAGGUAGGACGCCCCACACGUGUCGAAGCAUUGUCAGCACUUAUCUGGCGAUGUAUCAUGAGGACACGUGGGGAAGAGGGGUCCAUGAGGGCUUCUCUGGCAGCACAUGCCAUGAACUUGCGGCGAAGAAUGUCGCCUCCAUUGCCAGACCAUUCCUUUGGGAAUAUUAUAUUCUUUGCGACUUCAGUGGCCACAGAGAGAGAGUGCCAUGAAGAUAUGCAGUGUUACCUUGAACGAAAGGUAAGGGAUGCAAUAAGAGCAGUAGACAGUAAUUACAUAAAAGAAUUACAAAAACCGGAUGGGAUUUCAAGGGCUCUUGCAGCUUUAAGCUCUGAAGUUGGAAAAUAUGUUGACUGUGGUAUAGAUUUCUGUUAUUUUAGCAGCUGGUGUAGAUUUCCUUUCUACGAAGUGGAUUUUGGGUGGGGGGAGCCCAUUUGGGUAAGUUCUGCCACUUUACCUGUUAAGAAUUUAAUUCUCCUGAACUGUACAAGAUGGGGUGAUGGAAUAGAAGCUUGGGUGAACAUGGAGGAUGUUUACAUGGCCAAAUUUGAACAAGACCAAGAGCUCCUUUCUUUUGUUUCCUUUCCAUCGAAAACUGGUUGACUCAGUUGGGAGCUCAAUUGAGUUGACUCAGCUUGGGUGGCCAUUUGACGUCUGUUCAUAACAGUGGAUAAUUGCAUUUGUCUCACCAUAUCAGACACAUUGUAGCAUGGAAAUGAUGCAUGAUAAAAAUAUAUAAUCUAAAAUUCGAUUUUCCUUAGUUUAGGUAUAGAGAUUUUCUCUAAUAAGGGUACGUGUGUAUCCGAUGUGAGUUGCAUCGAUAAACUAAAAACUAUGUUUGGAGUCCUUUAUGAUGUAUUAUUAUUUUACAUUGGCUACUAUAGGUAACUUGGCUGUAACUUAGGUGUUUUUACUUCCUUUCUAUCGUAGUGCAUUUUUAACAAAACAUUCUGCCCUAUCCAUC
Messenger RNA from Magnolia sinica, 1701 nucleotides. RefSeq names its product stemmadenine O-acetyltransferase-like. NCBI's taxonomy places the organism in Eukaryota, Viridiplantae, Streptophyta, Magnoliopsida, Magnoliales, Magnoliaceae. The transcript has a single exon. Bases 42 to 1340 code for a protein of 432 amino acids. The record is from RefSeq and is a predicted model, not a curated record.